This is a messenger RNA of Ochotona princeps (American pika), 740 nucleotides long. It is a transcript of the gene KISS1, whose product is annotated as KiSS-1 metastasis suppressor. Gene Ontology annotation, cellular component: neuron projection. The coding region runs from base 216 to 695 and encodes 159 amino acids. Lineage: Eukaryota; Metazoa; Chordata; Mammalia; Lagomorpha; Ochotonidae. The transcript is spliced from 5 exons. Gene Ontology annotation, biological process: G protein-coupled receptor signaling pathway; positive regulation of cytosolic calcium ion concentration. Gene Ontology annotation, molecular function: kisspeptin receptor binding. The record is from RefSeq and is a predicted model, not a curated record.
CAGGAAAUCCCCCCCAGGCUGCCGGAGACAUGAUCUCCAUCACCGAGUGGCAGAGGGUUUUUUCCCUGUGGCCUUUGGCUUCCUGGGUAAUGUCGCCAACAUUCCCUUUCUGAGCGCGGUAAUCUCACCACCUUAGAGACCCCACGGAGCUCCCACUUGGCCCACGGAAGCAAGCCUCAGGACGCCCAGAGCUAGGACUGCCUCUCCUCACCAGGAUGCGCUCACUGGCUUGGUGGCCGCUGCUGCUGUCCCUCUGUGCCACCUGUUUCAGGGAAAGACCUGGAGAAGUGGCAGCCAUGGAGACGCCUGGUGCCACAGACCAGCGGCCGGGACCCCCGGCGACCCUCCCAGACCCUUGGGAGCAGGGCCUGCGAUGCUCGGAGGAGAAGCAGCCCUCCUCGGCCAGGCUGAGUCCUCGGGGAGCCUCCCUAUGCCCGCCCUCUGAGGGUUCCACGGAGCCCCAGAGGCCCGGCCCGUGCGCCUCCGGCAGCCGCCUCAUCCCCGCCCCGAGGGGCGCGGUGCUGGUGCAGCGCGAGAAGGACCUGUCAGCCUACAACUGGAACUCCUUCGGUCUGCGCUACGGCCGGCGGCGGGCGGUGCCCGGACAAGAACCCGGCGGGCGCGGCGGGGCUGAGGCCCAGGUGACGCGCGGUGACAGACUGACACUCUACCGCACGAGGUUGCGCGAAGGCUGAUAGUGGGGUGCUUCUGGCCUGAAGCAAUAAAGGCAAUGCAGCCUA